Molecule: messenger RNA, 2424 nt
Organism: Odontomachus brunneus
Lineage: Eukaryota; Metazoa; Arthropoda; Insecta; Hymenoptera; Formicidae
Gene: trus
Product: programmed cell death protein 2-like
Exons: 5
Coding region: 417-1679 (420 amino acids)
Cellular component (GO): cytoplasm
Source: RefSeq, a predicted model, not a curated record
ACGUUCAUUGCGAGCGCGAACGAACGAGCAUGCACACCAGGCGCCACCUAGGUCUACCUUUAUUCCUCGAAACUUGUCGGCAAGGUGCGAAUACGAUUUCAAGGCAGCAAGGGGAGAAAAACAGAGGGCAGAAGCUUGGAAUCGCUGGCGUGAAACGGACAAGAGGAAUCAAGCAGGCGAACCUCACGAGGAUCAGAGAGACGAGGACGCCUUUCCUGCAACGCCCGUGGGUCAACGUUGCUCGCAGCGCGGCGAAAAAAUCGAUAAUGGAAGCGCCAGCCGGCGAAGGCGCACGCGUCAAGCGUUACUGAUGCGUGUCAGCUGUCCCGGUUGUAACUAAAACGGGAGUACAGGUGUUCCUCGCUUCUUUGCGACAGAAGUCUUCCAAUGCGGAGCUGCGGUCCCGAUCGAACUUAAUGGCUUGCGACAAUCGCACGAAGGUGUAUCUCGGAUACGAGGACGAGUACAUCGCCGAGAAGCACCGUUCCUCGCUUAACUUCCAGACGAACAAGAUCGGCGGGUAUCCGAACUGCAACGGCAAAAGCACAUUGUCGUCACCACAAUGCAGACUCUGCGGCUUGUAUCAACUGUUAGCGCUGCAAUUGUACGCGCCGUUAGAUAAUUCGAAGUACCAUCGGACGUUAUAUAUAUUCGCGUGCAUCAAUCCGAACUGCUGGAAUCAAAAUGAAAGCUGGACAUGCUUGAGGAUACAGCAUGUGGAGGACGAAAGCAAAACGGGCGCGUUGGACUGCGGCAGCGUUAAUGUGCCGUCCACAACGGCCUGGCUGUCGGAUGCGGAUGAUUGGGGCGAUAACGUGAACGACAACGCGUCCGAGCAAAACGGGAAUAAUAUGCUGGGGAAUGAUCCUCCGCAGUUCCACUUUUCUCUUCACAAAGAGAUAGAUCAGGAUAUCCGGGAGGAGUUGGCUAUGCUGCGUGUAGAUGAUCCAAAUGCAAACAGUCCGACCAGCGUGGAUUCUCCGGUCAGCGGAGGCGCCGUGGGUCGCUUGGAUUCCCCUCAGGCUUCCGCGGAGAUCGACGGGGAUGAGAGCGAGGUCGUGUGUAUUGAUACUCCGACGCGACCACAGUGUGAUUUAGUUAGUUUACUGCACGAGGUGACGCCGUUGCCGCUGCAAAUCACGAACGCGGACACUAAAUACUCCUUCAUCGAGAUAUUCUUGUCGGUUGACGAGGAGGACUACAGCACGGAUGUGUCCCAGCACGUCAGGGACCUGCUGGUCGAGUAUCAGCACAGCAACGCGGACAUGUCGAUGAAGUUCAUGCCGGAAUCUGGCAAUCCCAAGACCAUCGACACGGACGUGGAGAAAUACGAGAAGUGUAUUCCUAGGCACGGCGAUGAGAUGUUCCAUAAUUUCGUCUGCAGAAUACAGAGGAAUCCCGGACAGUUGCUACGAUAUUCGAGGGACAAUGCGGCACCGUUGCUGCUGUAUCCGCUAAGCGGUUGCAUCGGCAAGUGUCGACACUGCGGUGACGAGAUGACGUUCGAGCUGCAAGUAUUGCCGACGAUCAUACCGAAGUUAACGUUGUAUCCGCGCAGCGAUCGUAACUUCCAGAUCGAGUUCGGCACCGUUUUGAUAUACACCUGCGUGAGAAGCUGUUGGUCCGCGACCGACUCGUAUCGGGAGGAGCAUGUCGUUGUUCAGGCGGAGAGACUAUAGUCGUUAAGGUACUAAGGGAAGAUUACGGAGUGAAGCCAAGGUUCUUCCAGUGAUCCUAUAGAGUUUCGUAUUAUACGCGUCUAGGACGACUAGUCAUGUUACGUCUGUAGGGAAAUACCGUCCACCACCUGUUCGUGUAAUACAUCAGAAGUCUCCUAAGUAGCGAGCGACGACCACAUACAUUGAGAAAUAACUGGACUAAGCGGAUCGACCGGAGAUGGACGUGUGCGUGGAUGGAUGGAUGCACGAGGCGUAAGGAGCGAACACUCAAGUACGUCAUAUCGUGUGAUUUGAUGACAUCGUUUGUGAAUGCAAGGUAUUCGAGACUAUCGAAAAUAAAACUAGACUUCAAGUCAACUAACGAGGUAUACUCAAAGUAUAUAUUAAGUAAAGCGUUUACUCGAUACAUCGAAAGGGUAUGUCGAUAUGUCGUAACCGGAUUACUCGAAUUUGCCAGCUCCUCCCCUUUUACCUUUGGCUUCACUUCCCUUGAGAAGACACCGUUUCGUCUGGUUAUUUCUCACGUCCACGACGACGGCGGCGGCGACGAUGACGUAGCGGAGAAGUGGCGAGCAUACAUUUUUCGAGUUAUACUUGUCGAGCGAUACGCGAAGAUUUUAGAGACGCCCGCGAUAGAAGAGUCUGAUUAAGAGCAUUUAUUUUACUUUUCGACUCGAUCUUAGUAUAUAAGGUACAACUGUACAAUUGCUAUUGGCGUAUAAAUACACAGAGGAGCUCAGUGGAA